CACGGAGCAGGGAACCAUCUAUCAAAUUUCAUAACAAAAUGGCAGCUGUCAGACGAGCCUUGAUUUUUGGUUCUGUUAUUUUGUAUACUUUCCGUGAACUAGCCAUCUGAUUGACUGCUGGACAAUCUCAGUUUUAAGAUGGAAAGCAAGACUGUUCCAAGCCUGCUGGAAGUGGGUGGGGAAGCUGAACCCCCAGAUAUUGAGAGACUGGACAAUGAUGAUGUUGAGUAUGAAGACGUGGAGGAACAAUUGGAAAAGUUUAGGAGACAAUGGAAAGAAGAGCUCACAGGCCAUCAAUCAGGCCAGACUGUCAGUGAGAAGGUAGCAGACGAUGAUGAGAAGGAGGCUGCAGCAUUAUUCCUGAUGGGGUCAAAGCUGGAGCAAGAGGGUGCUUUAUAUGAAGCGGUGAGUUUCUACCGGCGGGCCAUGCAGCUGGUACCUGACAUAGAGAUGAGGGUGAACUUUCCAAUGAAAAGUCCUCGUGAGCGACAGGAGAGUGAAAGCUCUGUCGACAGUUUUGAUGUUGAGGAUAGAGAGGCUGAUCUAGUGAUGAAAUUCCACCAUAUGCAGCUAGAAGAGAAACGACUCUGCUACCCAGAGUAUCAGCAAAGGGCCACGCACAUUUCCGCUCUGCCAGUUGAGGUGCUGAUAUACAUCUUCAAGUGGGUGAUAUCCAGUCAGCUGGACAUGAGGUCACUGGAGAGUAUCUCCAUGGUCUGUAGAGGAUUUUAUAUCUGUGCUAGAGACGAAGAGUUUUGGAAACUGGCCUGUCAAAGGUUAUGGGGCAGCAACAUUGGCAAGGUAAAGAAGUACGGUACCUACAGAACUAUGUACCUAGAGAGGCCCCAUCUACAGUAUGUAGGCUGCUACAUCAGCAAGAUGUCGUACAUUCGUCAAGGGGAGAACAGUGUGGAUGGUUUCUACAGCCCCUGGCAUCAGAUAGAGUACUACCGAUACAUCAGGUUCUUCUCAGAAGGCCAGGUGCUGAUGAUGACAAGCCCAGAGGACCCCUACAUGAGCCUACCUCUCAUGAAAUCAUUCGACACAAGGUCUGCUGGCAUGAUGAAAGGGCUCUAUAAGCUGUCCGGGAAUAGGGUCACUGCUGUGCUGAAGAGGGUUCAAGUGCAGGAGACUACAAACAACCGGUACAAGCGUAACUAUAGGAACCAGAAAAACAACAGCGAUAUGCAACAGACCUUUCAUAUUGAAUUAGAGAUCCAGAGCUCAGGGAAAAGAAAUGGGCACAAGCUGACGUGGGUGACCUACUCUGUGAGAACUUGUUAUAGGACAACAUCUGAGGAAACGGAAUCGAGCUUUGAGCUGACCAACCAGGCCUAUCCCCCUUUGCUGUUCUCACGAGUUAAAAGUUUUGCCACCAGCUCCAACAGCCCAAUUCUUUCAUAGCAAUUCUAGCUGAACUAUGAAGACAAUUUACUGCAGGAUGAAUUUAUGACGUUAUGGAUAUGAAGUGUCUACAUUUACUGACCACAAAAGUGGACAAGGACACCAUGUGAUUAUUACUAGUGGACAUGUUUGUGUUAUUUUUUACGGCUGGAUGAACCCACAACACCCAUCUACAUACUGCCAAAUUGGUGGUCAAUUUAAUUGAGAUGAUCUGCUUCAAUUUUAUUGGUUUUGACUGCUGAAAAAUUAUUUUCUAAAACUUGCUUAUGUUUUUUAUACAAGCGUUUUUGCUUACAUUAAAUUUUUGAAAAGUGGAUUGCUUGUGUGAAGUGGAACAUGUGAUACCUGUUUUGGCAUUCCUACUACAGAAAUGCUUGUUUAACCAAAUACUUAACCCAUUUAUGCCUAGCAUCUAGAAAAAAGGCCUUGGCAAACAGCAUAGACCCAGAUGAGACGCCACCUGAUGCGUCUCAUCUGGGUCUGCACUGUUUGCUUAAAGGAAUUUCUGUUAGAAAUAUUCUAAGUAUAGAAAUAUAUAUACUAGACAUCCCUAAUUUUUGAAAUAAAUUGAUCCAUUUUAGAAGAAUGGGAGAGUCCACUAGGUAUAAAUGGGUAAAACUGAUUCUUUACAAAUUUGAUGAGGUUCAUGUAUGUUGACCUGGGCUGGUAUUCAUAAAGCUCCUAAGGUAAAUCUUAACAUAAGCUGGAUUUAAGGGGACAUUUAAAAAUUCAAUUUUCUAUUGAAAUUCUGAUGAUUUCAGUUUUGUAAUGCCCAAAUACUGUUCUUUUAUGCAAAAUUUACCUGAAUAAACCUAUUAAAUGAAAAAAUACACCAAAAUGAAAGAGCAAAAGACUUAGGGAAUUUUUAAUUAUUUAAGGAAUUUUCUUAAGUUAACCUUUAGGUAUUUAUGAAUACCAGCCCAGCUUAACAUUUCCAUUUAUAAAAACUGCAAAUAACUUAUGAGUUGUGUUCUGAGAAAACUGGGCAUAAUGCAUGUGAGUUAAGUGUUGUCCCAGAUUAGCCUGUGCAGUCUGCACAGGCUAAUCAGGGACGACACUUUCUGCCUAAAUUGGAUUUUUGCUUAGAAGAGACUUCAUUUUACUGAAAAAUGUCAUAAAAGCGGAAAGUGUCGUCCCUGAUUAGCCUGUGUGGACUACACAGGCUAAUCUGGGACGACACUUUACACAAAUGCAUUAAGCCCAGUUUUCUCAGAACACGACUCUAGUUAUUACUCCAUCCGUGUAGUUCAGGUCUUCUGCAUAAGUUGAUAGUUUCUAAUGUGUACCAAAUGCUCCAUACAAAUCAUGCACAGUUAGGCUUAGUAGCUUGUUAUCCACCAACAGCAAUUGUAAGUAAAGAAAUCACUGGAAUAUGAUUCUAAUGAGAUAAAUAAUAGUAUUACAUUAAUCAUUAGUAGAUUAUUGACCUGUUCAUUUAUCAUAUAGUGCAUACUUUUAUUGGCACAAAUAAGCCUUACUUUGUAUACAUGUAUGCUACUUUAUUGGUAUGAUUUUAAAGACAUGAAUAAUUAAGUUACAUUUUAAUUGUGAUUUUAAAAAUGCAUUAUUAAAGGCUCUAUAUAGGUGAUGAUCCGUAAUUAUUUACCGAUUUUUUAAUAGAUUUUCAAUGUUUUGUUUAUAAAGGUUAUCAAAAAACAAUAUAUAUAUAUGCUAUUGGACAUAACCAUAAAAAUAUGAGCAAUACAACUUGUUUUGAGCUCAAAAUACAGUGUCCUCAAAGUCAAUCGUGUUUACAAACAAGCAGUUUAUUUACAUCGCUGUUUACUCGGGAAGGUGAAAGUGAAAGUGACUCAGGUCACCAAAAAUAUAUUGUUGAUUUUCAACGUUUUCUGGUAUCACUCACAAAGUAGGUCUCUUCUCAAUGGUUAAAACGUUUGUAGUGAUCUAAUAAGUUACUUUCUGCUGGUAAAAAGUUGUUUAAAAAAGAAUUAAAAUUGAAUGUUCUUUCAGCUAUUUUAGCAUACGUCACCGCUUUGGGGCUACACAUCACAUAAGUUGCAAAGUUGUAAACAUUUCUUCCAAUUAUGAAACGGGUAUGUAUCUUCCAUAAUUGUUGACAACGAUGCACCUAAGCUUUGUUAUUAGCAUCUCUAAUGCAAGAGUAACUGAAAUCCGGUAAAAAUUAGACCAGUUUAUAUGCAUAAUAAUUGGAUUUGUCACCUUUAUAGGGCCUUUAACUGAAUGCUUGUAUUGUUGGUUUUAAUUUAAUUUGUAUUACAAAAAGUAAUACAUUGAAUCUUGUAUGAAUGUAACAAGGAAUGUUCAUGUAAACUUUAUGAAUACAAAGGGAGGUGUAACAAAUUUGAACAUACAGAAACAGAGUGCCUAUAUUGUUUAAACCUAUUUAUUUUAUCUCAAUUGUAUAGAAAGCCAAAGGCAUAUUAUAAUUGAGCAGAUAAAUGCAUGAGUAUUCUUUGUAAGAGAUUACACAAGGAUUCUAAUAUGUAAACAAAACAUGUGUUAAAAUCAAAUUAAUGUUAUUCUGUUUAAAACAUACAAAUAACAUACCUUUUCCAAAAUUUAAAUUUACUCUUUUUCAUGGAUUGCACAAUAUUAAAUAAAUGUGUUCUAUAUAAAGACUUAAAGUCAUUUAACCUUAAAGUACCAAAUAAGCAUCCUUCAGCAUCUUUUUAACAGAAUGUAUACCAACUUCUUAAUUGCUUAACCAGACAAGACAAUGUCUGUUAGUGUAUAUAGUACUUCUAAUUGUAUUAUUUACGUAACAAAGCUAAUUUUAAUUAGUAGAACAUAUGUAAUCUUGAUAAACAAUGUUUAAUUUUAUACCAUUUUAAAUAUUUUUUUCUCGUACAUUUGUGUUGGCAUUUGGUGGUUGCAGAUAUUUAAUCUCCAUGAACCUUUGGGUUUAUUUCUUAAUUUUGUUAUUUCUUUAAAAUCAUUCUUUGUUGUCAUGUUGCAAUUGAUACUAAUUCUAAAGAGAAGCAGAAACCGAUUGUUCCAAAGUUUAUCUCGCCAUGUUUCGCAUCACUGCAUAUUUUGUUUCUGAUUAAUAGGUUUUCACAGUUUAAUUGUGCAGAUUGUUGCUUUAUACAAUUUUAUAAUUCUCAAGCUUGUUUCUAAUCAAAGAAUGCACUUGAUAUUGUACACAACUAUGUAUGCAUGUUUUAAGUGGGUUGGUUCUUCUGGGAUAAUUUUAUUGCUGAUCUGUCUUUACAUAUUGAUAUAUUUUACAUAGGAUUGUUCUGAUGUGUGGUUUGAUUAGCAUGCUGCUAUUUUAGAUUUCAGUCAUGUAAAGAUAAGUGAAUUUUUUACAUGAGAAAUUUAUAACAUGAAUAUUUUAAGAUGAUUAAGUUAGUUCACAGUGUAUCCAAAACAUUCAGUUAAGAAAAUUUAACACAUUUAUGCCUAGCGUCUAGAAAAAAGGCCUUGGCAAACAGCGUAGGCCCAGAUGAGACGCCGCAUGAUGCGGUGUCUCAUCAGGGUCUGCGCUGUUUGCUUAAAGUAAUUUCUGUAAGAAAUAUUCUAAAUAUAGAAAUAAAUAUACUGGACAUCCCUAAUUUUGAAAAUAAAUUGAUCCAAUUUAGAAGGAUGGUAGAGUCCACUAGGCAUAAAUGGGUUAACUUUUACAUACAUGUAUAAAGCUGAUGAUGUUUGUAAACAGUGUAUCCAAAACAUUGUUUAGAAAAUAUAACAUGUACAUUUCACGCUGAUUAAGUGAGUACACUGUGUAUUCAAAACACUCAGUCAUGCAUGUAACUUUCAUCAUUUUAGUUGAGAUAUUGUAUAUUGGUUAAUAUGUUAUAAACGUUUCUUAACCUUCCUCAGUGGGAUAAAGGCACCCAAAUUGUUUAUUAUGUGGGAUAUUCUGAUGCUUACAUGGUGCAUAAUGCAGCCACGGAAAUAGCCCGGUAAGUGUAACCCUUGUUUUGUUGAAUUUGCUUGCACUUGAAAUUGUGUUUGUUUAAGAAAUAAAUUACGAAAUCAGA
Molecule: messenger RNA, 5369 nt
Organism: Dreissena polymorpha
Lineage: Eukaryota; Metazoa; Mollusca; Bivalvia; Myida; Dreissenidae
Product: F-box only protein 9-like
Exons: 15
Coding region: 139-1404 (421 amino acids)
Biological process (GO): SCF-dependent proteasomal ubiquitin-dependent protein catabolic process
Cellular component (GO): SCF ubiquitin ligase complex
Molecular function (GO): protein binding
Source: RefSeq, a predicted model, not a curated record